GGCGAACGCGGAAGUGGAGCAAACGACAACCAGAGAUUGAGGAAAACGAAACAUAAACAGAAUCUCGACCGCAAAGAUGUUUUCUCGAAUUUAGAUCAGUCCAACAUUUACUUAUAACUUCAAGAGGAAAGGGGCUUCUUCGAAAGAUGAACAGUGUGGCCACUGUCAAGCAUUUGGAGAGCUCAGAAGACCUCCCGAAGCCCACUGAUGAAGAGCCAUGUGAGGAAGAAAUGGACACAUCGGAGGCCAAGUGGCGCUGGUUCUAUCUUGCCGAGUGUGGCGUCUGGCAUACGUUUGAAGAAGUUCCCAGCACAGGUUGUUCUGUCACCAAUGAGCAGAUUGAACAAAACUACAACAAGAAUCAGCACGCUUCAAUGGACUUCUAUACUGCUAAAUAUACAUAUAAAUUAGACUUUUCUGCUAUGAAACAAGUUAAUGUGACAACUGGAAAAGAAAGGCCAAUCAAAAGGGCAUUGCAUUCAGCUACUGACUUUAGAUUUAUCUGUGAUAACCCAGCCCUUCCUGUACCCAGUCACUGGGAAAGAGUUAAUACAGAAGAACCCUAUCAGCUCAUUGCUUUAUGCAGAGAUACGUUUGAGUACAAAGAAGUGGCCCGGUUAUAUGAGAGAACCAUGAGCCAGCCCAUCAAAUCCAUUCAAAGAGUACAAAACCUGGACCUGUGGGAGUUUUUCUGCAGGAAAAAGGCCCAGCUGAGAAAGAUAAAACGUAUUAUAGAUGUUGAAGAAAAGAUGCUUUUUCAUGGAACCGGUCACAGUAACAUACAGGCCAUAUGCACAUACAACUUUGAUUGGCGUCUCACAGGAAGCCACGGUGACGUCUAUGGCAAAGGAAGUUAUUUUGCACGCGACGCAAGAUAUUCAAGCAAGUUUUGUCAUUCGACGAGCAAGCACAACUUUAUCCUACAGAGACAUGGUCUAGCGCCCCCUGUUUUCCAGAGCGACCCAUCAUACAAGUGCAUGUUCCUGGCACGGGUUCUAGUUGGGGAAUACACGCUGGGUCACCCCCAGUACUGCAGACCCCCAUCCAAAGACAUGAGCAUUGCCAACUUUUUCGACAGCUGUGUGGACGACAUGAUGAGCCCGAAGAUCUUUGUAAUAUUCGACAGCAACCAGAUCUACCCGGAAUACCUGAUUGAAUUUUACUGACACCAAAGACCAAAAGGAAAUCAGUGAAUUUUCAAAAGAAUGAACAGCGUUUUCAUUCUGAUGAACGUACGGCUCUGUGUGGCUGUGGCUGGUUACUGCAAAAGUGCCUUUGGUGAAAAAACUGUGAAUGGAUAACAAUCUGUGUCUAGGGGGCAGAUUUAAAACGUAUUAAUGGUUUAUAUGAAUUAUAUGAUCAAUUUUAUGUUUUUUAUAACAUAUUAAUUUAUGACACAAAACACACAUGAAAAUGUAUUCAUGUAAUGAUAUGGAAAAAAAUAAUUAUUUGGAAUUUGUGUGCAUGAAAUAACUUUUACGUUAUUUACUUUUAUAAUUUCCUGCAAUCCUGUCUUGUGGAAAAAUGGCGCUGGUAGAGUGUGACUCCAUGAAAAGUAUGUACCCUUCAAAUUUGCACAUGUAACAUUUUAUUACUAUUAUUUUUCAUAGCCUACCUCUCCACAAUUCUACCUCUUCUCAUAUAUUUUCAGAAGACAACAGCAAAGAAACUGAUUGCCAAGAGUUUUUCAACACCCAGUUGUUUAAAAUGGAAAUUGAAUGGACUUGGCGACAGAUAAUUUCUUCCAUAUUGUGAUGUACAUCCAAAUGAAGCCGAUUAUCGGAAAAGAAGAAGAAAAAAAAAAUGUAGGGUGGGGUCUUGGUUCUGUCCAGUGGUUGUUGAUUGGAUGGAGGCAUAUCUACAAAUGUUUAUUAUUAAUACUUCCAAUGUCUAAAUAUUUAAAACAAAUAAAUAAAACGUAUAUAGAAGAGUCAUUCAAAAUAAGAUUAGUAACAUGCAUUUAGAAAAGACAAAUCAUGAAAUUCUAGAACUAUGCAUAUGCUACUUAAAAAUAUAUAUAUAUAUAAUUUAAAAAAGCAUGUCCUUUGCCCGUGCAUUGAUUACACAUUUUGCUUAAUUUACUUCAAACCAGCAAUAACGUUGUGAUUCUCUCAACUAUGUUUGAUAUCCUUUUGCCAAAUCCCAAAUCCAGUUUUCAGAUCUUCUGACAUGGAACAAAAAUAAAUAAAUAAUAUUAAAAUCAAUCAAUGAAUUUAUGCACAGUCCAAUAUACUGAUCCAUUCUAAAGACACGCAGUUUUUUUAUGUAUUUCCAAAGGAUUUAUUUGUUGGCUUCAUUCCACUCAAUUAUUUUGAAAAUAAUACGUUUUCGGCUAAUUCUUGUGAUCUCGUGGCUGAUAUAAAGAAAGUUAGCGCUCUUUGAUUUACUCAGACAAUAUAAAAUGCUAUAACUUUAGUGUAUGACUAGCUAUUUAUGCACUCAAUGCUGUUUAUAUUCUUGUUAAAAUGAUAAUGGCAUUAAAACGCAAUGUCAAAUAUAUUGAUAUACAAAUGCCAAUACGUGUAACCGAAGAAUAUAAAGGUAUGCAACAUGUUCAAGAUUAAUAGAAAUGCCUUUUAAGUGUUGUUUGUUUUUUAAUAAUAUUUCUGGUUAAGUAGGUUCAGUAUUAGUUAAGUAUGUAUGAUAUAUCAACCUUGAAACUACUAAUAUUCUUGUGUACACUUUUAGUACACUUUUCACAAAUGUUAUAGUUGAUCCAAAAAGAAAGUAAAAACCUGGGAUAGAGCGGCUGAGUGAAUCCAAAUGCGUUUGCCUUCCAAUAUAUAUAUAAUUUAAAAUGGUUAUUUAUUUACACUAUAUGAUUUUGUCUUUUCUUAAAAUAGGUAUUUCACGCAAUAAAAAUGGAAUAAAUCCUUUGCAGUGUUUGCUGAGGGAAAUUGAAUGUUUGUACAUGGCACUGAAUAUUUUAUUUAACUUAACCCAUUUGUGCCCAAUUUUUUUCUGAAUUGUCUCAUGCAUAUAGUCAUGUUAAUAGUGUCCUAUGUGAACAUGUUCUGCAUUUAUUUUUCCCAGGUUUUUUUUUUUUUUUUUCUUGAAAAUAUUAUUUGAAUGUACAGCAACUAUAGUUGUCGGUGGGUAAAUAUGUUGUAUUCACCUUUUCAAUGUCAAAUUUGAAUAGGAGGAGAGCAUUUGGCAUCUAACUCAAAUAACUGCUUUCAACAGAUCAAUCUUUAUUCAUAAACAAAUUUAUCAUACAUACAAGUCUAAGAACAUUUGAUGCAAACCCAAAAAAGGCUGCAUCUAGCGUAUAAUCUCUUGAAUAUGAUAACACAACAAAUCCAUUUGUCUUAAAAUGGUGGAACAUUGUGCGGAACAAAGUGCCGCCAUUAAGGUGACCCAAUAUGGUAUUGUAUAUGAAUAAGUUAAUAAUAAUAUUUAAAAAAGAAAAUAUGAAUAAAAAGAGUAUACCUGAAUGAAAAUUACGCAUUUGACUGUUUGGUUACCAACAUUCUGCAAAAUAUCUUCAUUCGUGUUUAACAGAAGAAAGAAUCUCAUAGGUCUGCAAUUUGAAGAUGACACAAUUAUGACACGAUUUCUAUUUUUUGGUGAACUUUAUGUAAGCAGUUUUAGUAUAAGUAGCUACAAGCAGUACUGCGGUGACGGUACAAGUAAAUGUAUACAUUUACUUAAACAUAUUUGCACACUAUACUUUGUGAUUUAUUUAAUGAAUAGCCACAUAUUGAUUAAAGUCUUUGAUAUUCAUGAAAUAAAUGCUCUUUUUUU
Molecule: messenger RNA, 3744 nt
Organism: Carassius gibelio (silver crucian carp)
Lineage: Eukaryota; Metazoa; Chordata; Actinopteri; Cypriniformes; Cyprinidae
Product: protein mono-ADP-ribosyltransferase PARP11
Exons: 8
Coding region: 147-1166 (339 amino acids)
Molecular function (GO): NAD+ poly-ADP-ribosyltransferase activity
Source: RefSeq, a predicted model, not a curated record